AUGGACAGACUCUUCAACCACAGCAAGCAUCUCACCGACCGACGAUUCAUGCUUUCCCUCGCCCUGGCCCGUCUUGAGUACAAGCAAAAAGGCUUCAUCGAACACCCCCACGCAGGGACAGAAAUGAUCUACAGGUCGGUCCUCCCUGAAUUACGCAAAAAGAUGGAGCAGGAACUGGUCGCCAAAGGACAAGGGAUGGAAUGGUGGAAGACGCCGCGCGAGGUGGAAAAUCACCUGAUGAAGUACCUUGAACCGUCCGAGGUGGACGAGUUACAGGCUCUUAUCGAGGGAAGAGGAACGGCGGCUGUUUUGACAAAGUACAAGCCCCUGAUGGAUAUGAUGAUUGAUGAGUUUGUUUGCUUUGCUGAUGGUCCGCGAUGGAAUCUUAUACAUGUUGCCAUGGCUGUUGGAAGUUGGCGGAAGGAUCAUCCUAGACCUUCAGAGAUGGGGAUUGGAGUUUAA
This is a messenger RNA of Fusarium graminearum PH-1, 462 nucleotides long. RefSeq lists its product as uncharacterized. The coding region runs from base 1 to 462 and encodes 153 amino acids. NCBI's taxonomy places the organism in Eukaryota, Fungi, Ascomycota, Sordariomycetes, Hypocreales, Nectriaceae. The record is from RefSeq and is a predicted model, not a curated record. The transcript has a single exon.